This is a messenger RNA of Penicillium chermesinum, 411 nucleotides long. RefSeq lists its product as uncharacterized. NCBI's taxonomy places the organism in Eukaryota, Fungi, Ascomycota, Eurotiomycetes, Eurotiales, Aspergillaceae. The record is from RefSeq and is a predicted model, not a curated record. The transcript has a single exon. The coding region runs from base 1 to 411 and encodes 136 amino acids.
AUGUCCUCACUGAUCAAUCCACAACCAAAAAGUCAACCAGAACAGCCGGUCCCCCUAGAAUUUUGCACACCCCGAACGUUAGUUCAGUUGCAUAUCCCUCGAUUUUUUCAGGAUGUUUUCCUUGAGAAGAAAUUGAGUCCCAAGGCCAUCCAAUAUCCUGGAGGUAGUCUACCCGCCAAGACAAGGGGACAAGGAAUCUCCAGCGCGUUGGAUCUGCAAGCUAUUGCGGAUGACCACAAGCUCUAUGAUAUCCCCGUGGGGCUCAUUGAGGUGGCUCCAGCGAAAGUGGGGAAUUUCAGGCUGGUGACGUUGAGGCCGAGAGCUUACCGCGCGAUGAUUUCCUUCUUUGGAAUAGGCCCCCAAAAGACAGACGCGGGAGCGUGUCUUUCUUCGCCAAGUCACUCGUACUAA